UAACUAGGUAGUCGUAAAUCCAUUAUAUCUAAUCGUAAUUAACGAAUAAUAAGGAAACUGUCCGGCAGCAGAAAGAUGAAUUAAAUUCGAAUCUGUUAUACGUUACUAGAAAAGAAGGAAAAUGAUUUUUCUUAAGAAAUUGUGUUGUGGUGUUAAAGAUGAAAAUGCCGUACAAAGAACAGGUCCUGUGAUAGGCAUCCGCCAUUUGCAAGUACUCUUCUACUUCCUCCUGCUCACCUACACCUACUGCAUGCGCACGGUACUCUCGGUAUCCGUAGAAGCAAUGAUCAACAGCACCACCACCAACCCAAACAUAGAGACCUACGACUGGGAGAAGAAGCGCAGCGUCCUGCUGUCGUCCUUCUUCUGGGGCUACUUCGUCCUGCAGAUACCGGUCGCCUAUUUGGGGAAGAUGUACGGCCCCAAGUCGAUGCUGGUGGUUUGCUCGCUGGUGGACUCCACCUCGUGCUUGCUGAUACCCACCAUGGCGCGGCGUUUCGACGCCUACGGCGUCAUCGCCUGCAGGAUCUUCCAAGGACUGGCCCAAGGAGGCAUCGCCCCUUUGGUGCACUCGCUUUUGGGGCGUUGGGCGCCUCCUUCCGAGAGAUCUGUACUGGGAACGGUGACGUACACCGGUGCUGUGUUUGGUAAUAUUCUCGCUCUGCCGAUCACAGGGGUGAUAUGUUCGAGUUGGGCCGGCUGGCCGGCUUCGUUCUAUCUGUUCGGGGCGUUGGGCGUGAAAUGGGCGAUGUUGUGGGCGAUUUUCGGCUCGAAUACUCCGCGCGAUCAUAGACGGAUCACCGACGAGGAGAGAACUUACAUAUUGGAAUCGCUGGGUCAUCAAGAGGAGAAGGUGCACGAAACUCCUUGGAAGAGGAUUUUAACAUCGCCGCCUUUUUGGGCCAUCACGCUGGCCUUCAUAGGCGCCAAUUGGGGCAGUUCGGUCCUGUUGACGCAAACGCCGACGUAUCUGAACAAAAUUUUAGAGUACGAUAUCAAAACGAACGGUCUCUUAUCCGCUGCUCCUUAUCUAGCCAUGGGAAUUUGCUCCAUAGCAUUCAGCUCGAUAUGCGAUUGGAUUAUCAACAGGAGCAUCGUCGAAAGAGGAACAGCCAGAAAAAUCUUCAACAGCAUAGGAACUCUACUGCCCGCCCUCAGCCUCACCAUCGUAGGUUUCAUUCCGAAAGGGCACAGCACCCUCUCGGUGGCUCUUUUGAUCUUCAACGGUGGCCUCACCGCCGGCGGAAUUUGCGGGUUCCAAGUGAACCACGUGGACUUGUCGCCGAACCACUCGGGCAUCCUGAUGGGCAUCACCAACAGCUGGACGAGCAUCUUCUCGAUCAUAUCGCCGUUGAUAGUGCAGUUUAUCGUUACCGAUGACACUAAUCAAACACAAUGGAGGACGAUUUUUCUGAUAUCGGCCGGUAUAUACGCGGUGACCGAUUUGUUUUUUAUUGUAUUCGCCUCGGGCGAGGUGCAGGAGUGGAACAAUUGCGAGGAUAUGGCAGGAGAUGCGGAAAAUGCCCGAGGAAAAUCCGAUGAAGAUGAACCGAUCGAGAACGGUACCAUCGAGAGAUAUUAGACGAAUUGAUUAAAUUAUAACCUGUGAUCUCGUAAUCAUACAUUUAUUAACUGUUGUCUCUUUUUUUUUUAACUAUUUUUAUCUAUUAUAGGAAUAAAACA
Messenger RNA from Phyllotreta striolata, 1683 nucleotides. NCBI's taxonomy places the organism in Eukaryota, Metazoa, Arthropoda, Insecta, Coleoptera, Chrysomelidae. The record is from the annotation of a GenBank genome assembly.